AAUUUUCAGAUUGAUUUAUCUGCAAUUAAUUUUCUAAUUUGGCAAAUAUGGAAAUUGGCGUGGAUAAGUUUCUACUGGACCAACCGGAGACCAACAUUCAGAGAAAAUUCCGUGAAUUUUACGAUAAGAAAAAUGUCGAGGAGCAGUGCGACGUGAAAACAUUAUCAGAACUUCAUGAUGUUUACAAGGAAAUGGAGAAUGAAGAGAUGAACGAAGAGCAGCUCUACGAGGCCUUCGAUAAAUUCUUGAAGAUCAAAAUCUCAAAAAAAGAAUUUGGGCAUCUCUUCAAGCAGAUGGACUCGAUGCGAGAUGAGCGAAUAAGUUGGGAUGAAUUUAUUUCGUAUCUACUUCUGGAGUUCAGACUGACAGGAACUGCAGAACUCAAGUCUCAGCCGAUGGAGCUACCCUUGAAGGGUCUUCCAGAGUUGCUUUCUACACGUCAUCGCUCUGCUAUUUGUCGUAUAAUAUUCUCUCCUCAUUUAAUUUCGAUGAGCAACAGAAGUUCGAGUUUUCAGAGUGGAAGGUACCUCACGGUCUCCAAGGAUGGAGUCAUCAACUACUGGUCCUUGGAUUUAGUUCAUCAGAGGAGCGUUAAAUCAAUCAAUCCUGAUUUCAAGGUUCAGUCGACUAUUAUUACGGAUAUAAUUGCAAUGCCGGAUGUACAGGUGGUCUGUACCAGUUCUGUCGAGAGAGAUCUCAGAUUUUAUGACACUGCAGCUGAAAAAUUCGAUCUACGAAUUCGAAUUACAAGCCUGCGAGAUGCUGUGAUCUGCAUGGCUUAUUAUUUCAGCAAAAACAUCAAAGAAGACUCUUAUGUCGUCCUGGGAGAUACUGGAGGAUCUGUGAGAGUUCUAGCAUUCUCUCCAUUUGACAGAGGCCCCUUCAAACAAACUCCUCAACGAGAAACUUUGGAAGCCUCUUACGAAGCCCUCCUCAAGGGACACAUUGAUGGAUUACUCGUGACAGAAUUCAAUCGAGUUCACAGCGAUUGGGUCUCUGAAGUGAAGUAUUAUGGAGGCCUUCGAGGAUUUAUUUCCUGCGCCAAAUGUUCACAAUGUUCUUUGCUGCUGAGUGAUGCCAGUGGCACCAAAAUGAGAUAUCAGUUUAGAAUUGUUUCCACUGGGAUUGACUCUUGCAUAAUGUAUUGGGACCCUUGGACUGGGAAACGAAUCCAUUGUAUCACGAAUGCCCACAGCAAAAAAAAUGUGGGGUCUUACCAGCAAAUCGAAAUCACAGCUGCCACUUUCGAUUACUCAUUACAAUUAUUGAUCACCGGAGGGAGAGAUGGAUCUUUAAAAAUUUGGAGCUUCAAUUCAGGAUCUUGUGUCAAAAACAUGUCCAUGGAGGAUCAACGUGCUAUAACUGGAAUAAUUUGGCUGAAAAAUCGGAUAUUAUGUACUGGAUGGAACGGCUACGUCGUAGAGUUCGCUGACACCGAGACUGGAAUAUACCGGAAAUCCUGGGAAAAAAGGCAUACAGAGGAAAUUCUAUGUGCUGCUGCAAGAAUUCCUCAGGUUCUGGCUACAGCUUCUUAUAAUGGGGAAUUGAUAUUGUGGAGAAUGGAAACAGGACAGCCUUAUAGACGUUAUCAAGUAGAAAAUCCCACAGAAAGGUACAAUAUUGUUUAUAAAACAAGAAGAUGGGGGAUGACGGAGGAUUCCGAGAAAUUCGCAGAUUCAGACGAAAAAACUUACAAGAAUAAUGAGCAGGAAGGAAGAGAAACAUCAGCCCUUGCAGUUAUAAAAACAGUUUUAUUUAGCGGAAGCAGAGAUCACACUGUGCGGUUGUGGUCCCUAUCUGGACGUUAUAUCUCAACUUUCGGGACACUGAAGCCAUGGACGAAUCUGAUACCGGAUAUACCAGUAUCUGAGUACUUAAAAAAUUACAGUCUUCCCCCGGAUGUGAAACGAAUUGGCUCUUCAACAACGAUCAAGAUUUUCGAGGGUGGCUAUGUGGGUGCAAAAAUUGAAGAUUUCGAGGAAAUGGAGAGCAUGAAAGAAGUUCCACAUCAUGAACGCCACUUGCUGUAUGGAAAAAGACUAGAGGAGCCAAUUCUGGGACAAAGUUACAAACCCGAGCCACGUCCGAAGAUCGAUGAGAAACCCAAGCUCGAUAACACAUUAACUUACGUAAUAAUAUUAAUUAGUUUUCAAGUUAGGCUAAAUAUUUUUACAAUAAUUUUGCUCAGUGAAAACGUCACCUCAAUUCCAAAUUCCUGAUGAAAUUUCAAAUUGUUUGAGACUGUUUCAACUCUUUAAUUAAUCAUGACAAAUUAGUAAUGUUAAUAUUAAAUUCAAAUCAACAAUUAAACGGUGGUAAUGUUCAAUUAAUUAAUAUUAAUUGUCUUUUUCCUACAGAUUCCUGUGUACUCUCACCUAAAAACACCAGACCUCCACUCCCUUCCCAAGAGACUGUCCUCC
Messenger RNA from Fopius arisanus, 2420 nucleotides. RefSeq names its product WD repeat-containing protein WDY (gene WDY). Gene Ontology annotation, molecular function: protein binding. Lineage: Eukaryota; Metazoa; Arthropoda; Insecta; Hymenoptera; Braconidae. The transcript has 11 exons. The record is from RefSeq and is a predicted model, not a curated record. Bases 48 to 2219 code for a protein of 723 amino acids.